CUCCCCUCUCCCCACAGUUGAAAAACUUUCAAAAAGCUUCAGCUUCAGGCUUGCAGAAUCCGCCUUGAUCAUAAACAAAUUCGAUUCGAAAUCGCGCAUCCAAACUCUGCGACGAACGUUUUCGCCGCGGCGAGAGAGAAGUCGAGGGAGAUGGGCGGGUGCUUGUCCGGCGACGUGCGCGGCGGCAUGGAGGCCGUGGGCGGGAGCGGCGGCCGCGGGGCGGCAGGGACCGGAGGAGGAGGGGGAGGAGGGGCGGGGCAGGGCGGCGGGGCGAACGAGGCGGUGGACCACUUCUUCAACGCCGCCGGCCUCCGCGGCCUCUACUCGCCUCUCGAGCUAUCCUUUUCAGCAUCAAAGUUGCGGAAUAUGGAUGCUUUUUCCAAGAGUGAUCCAAUGUUAGUGAUCUACAUAAGAAAGGAUGCAAGGCUAGAAGAGAUUGGCCGUACUGAAGUGAUACUGAACUCACUGGAACCCUCGUGGAUCACAAAGGCUACAAUAAGUUACCAAUUUGAGAUUAUACAGCCGCUUGUAUUCAAGAUAUAUGACAUCGACACAAGGUACCAUAACACGCCAGUCAAGACACUGAACUUGGCUCAGCAAGAUUUUCUUGGAGAAGCAUGCUGCAAUUUGUCAGAGAUUGUCACAAACAAUCACAGCCUGACACUUAACCUCAGAGAUAGUUGUGGACAUACCCUUCUAGGAACAGUGACAGUACAUGCUGAAGAAAGUAAUUCCUCAAGGAUGGCAGUUGAGAUGACACUCCAUGCCCUAAACUUGGAAAACAAAGAUGUAUUUUCAAAAAGUGAUCCUUUCUUGAGAAUAUCAAGACUGGUGGAAACUGCUGGUCCCAUUCCUAUCUGUAAAACUGAAGUGAUCAGCAACAAUUUAAACCCUGUUUGGAGGCCCAUAAUACUAACAUCACAACAAUUUGGAAGCAAGGAUAACCCAUUGCUAGUUGAGUGUUUUGAUUUUGAUUCAAGUGGUGACCACGAACUUAUUGGGACCUUCCAGACAACUAUCACUCAACUUGAGAAUGUAUAUAAUUCAAAGUCUGGAGCAAAUUUUUUCAGCCAUAAGGGACAGAAAAAGUUGAAGGGACAAUUGUUUGUGGAUAAGUUCCAGGAAAAAGUUCAACAUACUUUCUUGGACUACAUUUCCAGUGGUUUUGAGCUAAAUUUUAUGGUGGCUGUAGAUUUCACGGCUUCAAAUGGUGACCCCCGUUCACCUCAGUCUUUGCACUACAUUGACCCCUCUGGCAGACCGAACUCAUACCAGCAGGCAAUACUAGGGGUUGGCGAAGUUCUGCAGUUUUAUGACAAUGAUAGGCGAUUCCCGGCAUGGGGUUUUGGAGCGAAGACACCACAGGGCUACAUAUCCCACUGUUUUAAUCUGAAUGCAACUACCAAUGAUUGCGAGGUCGUCGGAGUUGAAGGCAUCAUGUCAGCAUACACCUCUACCCUUUACAGUGUCACCCUUGCUGGGCCAACUCUGUUUGGGCCAAUUAUCAACAAAGCUGCCGAGAUUGCCAGCCACUCCCUUCAAUACGGAAACAACAAAUACUUUGUCCUACUCAUCAUCACGGAUGGAGUUCUCACUGACAUUCAAGAAACAAAAGAUUCUAUCGUGAGGGCAUCCGAUCUGCCAUUGUCAAUCCUCAUCGUGGGCGUUGGAAAUGCUGAUUUCAAGCAAAUGGAGAUCCUGGAUGGAGAUAACGGCAAGCGGCUGGAGAGCUCGACCGGCAGGAUCGCGACGCGGGACAUCGUCCAGUUCGUCCCCAUGAGGGAUGUCCAAGGCGGGCAGAUCUCCGUCGUCCAGUCGCUGCUGGAGGAGCUCCCUGGCCAGUUCCUGGCCUACAUGCGCAGCCGGGACAUCAAGCCGCGAGCCCCGCUGCAGCACGACAACGCCUCUUCCGCUCCGCCCCUUUACCCUCCAACCAAGUGAAGUGUGCUGCUCAGCCCGGACAGGAUCGCCGUUGGUUAGGCUUCAAUCCGACUCCAAAAUCACCAGUCUGGAAAAAAAAAAAACCCCCCAAAAUGUACAUUCUCUCCUGCUCCAAAUCCUAGUUGCAGUAGCUUAGACUAGUCAGUUAAGAGGGGAUUAUUAGAGAGUAAUUAGCUCGCAGCCUCGCACUACAUUUGGUUUGGUGGUGGUGUAAUUUGUGCGGUGUUUAUGAGUUGACCGUGGCCA
This is a messenger RNA of Oryza sativa Japonica Group (Japanese rice), 2187 nucleotides long. RefSeq names its product protein BONZAI 3. Gene Ontology annotation, cellular component: plasma membrane. The record is from RefSeq and is a predicted model, not a curated record. Gene Ontology annotation, molecular function: calcium-dependent phospholipid binding. Gene Ontology annotation, biological process: cellular response to calcium ion. Lineage: Eukaryota; Viridiplantae; Streptophyta; Magnoliopsida; Poales; Poaceae.